AUGUCGCUGGUCGAGUCUGAAGCUGCCUUUUUCCAGCGGUGCGAUGAAAUCGCGCCUGGUCUCCGGACCCUUCUUGAGGCAAAGAACAUCAAAUCUUUCCGCAAACUCGCCUUCGCCAUCGGCACUCCGCAGACUGCACCGAGUGAAGCUGAUUUUCAGGGUUUUGCUUCAGAAGUGUUUGUUGGUGCGCCGUCGCUGUCUCAGGUCGCGGAUCUUCGUACUUUGCACUUCGAAGCCACUGCUUUUGUUGUUGCGGUACUUAAGGAGCAUGUCACAGGGACCGAGGGCCCUGAGGGUGCACAGAGCAUCAAGCGAAUUCCUCCGGCUGAGCGCCGGGCCCGGUUGUCAGCUCAACAAAGGCGUCUGAGGGGUUUAGAUCUGACUGGUGAGUUGUGCCCCAGCCAUGCACUGUGCGACAUGGCGAACACAAUCUAUGAAACUUCGGUCAUGACUUGGAUAUCACCCAGCAAGUGCUCUAAGCGUGAUGCUGAGAUUCAGUCUGUCUCGAAGGUCGAGGCCAAAUCGGCUAUAUCGCUUGAGAAACAGUCUCUUGUUGUUGUGCCGCAUGAGCCUGCCAAAGCUGAUACUAGCACUGAACUUCGCUUGCAGUGGGCGCUCAUGAGGCGCGGGGUCGCCUUUGAUCAAUGUCGGUUGUUGUCAUGGGACAUUCACCAGAAAUGGGUCACAACACUCAUGGAGGCCAUGUGCGAAGCGCCUCCCCCGGGCUAUUCAGCCAUUGGCGCUGCUCAGGUUGUUAGAGCCGAUCGGGAGCUGUGGACCUUAUUGGCCCGGGACUUCCCUGGGCCUUAUAAGGUCAGUACCUUGGGUGUCUCACCAUGUGAUGCGGUGUUCGAACGCCUCACUACACAUCCUCGGAUCGCUCAGUUUUUGCUGCCGCUGCGAGGUUCUGGAUCCAGUUCGAAAGCUGACAUGUCUCGUCCUUCGACAGGUGCAUUGCAGGUUGAGCUGGGUGGUGCAGCCCCUUCGAAGCCGGUUGUUCGCCCCAAGAAGAAGGCCAAACCGCAGCCUAAGAAAGCUAGCAAGCCCGCUUCGCUUAAGAACUUUUCUUGCAAGCAUUCGUCUGGCAAGCCGAUUUGCUGGGCUUUCAACUGUUCCGAGGGCUGCAAUCGAGAUGUCAACAACAACGCUGUUCCAGGAGCUCGGUUACAUGUUAGCUUACGCUCUCAGCUGCAGGAUCCGUGUACCCAGGCAUCUCGCCUUGUGCUCGGCGCUCUUCCUCGCGGGAAGGUUCUUAAGCCGCUUGUGCCCGAGUUCGGUCGCUACCUCAAAGUGCUGACGUAUCCUGAGACAGGUGCCUUGCUGCGCUUCAUGCGACGCCUUCCCAAGGGUUCCAAGGUCACUUCGCGUUUUCUGAGUGGGGGAACAAAUGCCUGCGAAGUCUCCCAUGUUGGCGGCUAUCUCGAUACAGUGGAUCUCACAUCCCAGCUUAGGCAGGGCUCUUUUGACAUUCAGGAUGUCUCGCUUGCCUGUUUCGGCCGUAGCCCAUUUGCUGACAAUGCACCUCUUCACAAAGGUUGUAAAGCUGAGUGCCUGAGCGAGCGGUGUUUCCAGAAAGGCUUCAUCACGAAGUCUGAGCUGAGCAUGCUGCUUGACGUAUUGCCCACUGAUCGAAAAUUUGCAAAGAGCAGAGGCGAUUGCCUCGAUUCCACUAAGACAUGGACCUCAGGGGCCUUUCACUUCUCCGGCAAAGCCGGGGCCGUCAGAGUUCGCCCGGCGCAUCCACAGGAGCAGGAGCUUGUGCUUGAAGUGUCGCAGCGCCCGGCCAAGCUUGAUGCGUCGCUGGUGCACUCUACUGACGACUGGUCGGGCGAUCGGAUUCUUCUUGUUGCUUUUCAUGUUCAGGGCGCGACAUCUAUGAGUUGCGCAGAUCAGAGGAGAUGCACCGAGCUUGGAUUUGUGCUUGACGUCGGCGCUGCUGGGGAUCAUGUACACGAUGCUGCUGGAGUGAACCUUUCCUCUGCCGAAACUGUCUUUGUUGGAGUUCCGAGUGAUCCCGAGGAGUUCAUACGAAAAGCGGUGGAAGCAGGGCACCCAAUGGACAUGGGCAUGCACGUGUGCCCAGCUGUGGACCGGGCGAUCAGGGCCAACUUCUGCGACCCUCCUGAAUUAGUCAUCCAGCGGCGGCUAAGCACUCUCGAACGCUGGGAGAAACGGGCUAGUGUACUGGAUCCUCUCGAAGCGGAGGCGAACAACCGAAGGCCACAACACAUACAGACGCUGCUCAAGGGCAAGCGCAUCCUCUUGUGGAAAGAGCUCCUGAGUGAGAUAGGCUACCCCGAUGUCAAGAUUCUCGACGAGGUUGAGCAGGGCCUGCCUCUCACUGGGUGGAUGGCUGAGUCACAGGUCUUCGCAAGCAACCCGAGGGCGCCCACAAUGUCUGUUGAUACUGUCGUCGCUAUGAACAGGGGCUUUCACGCUCUGGUCAAAAGGCGCCUCCCGAAGAGGCAGGAUCAGGACGUCGAGCAAAAGACUUGGCUUGAGACAGAGGAGGAGAUUGCUAAGGGGUGGUUCUGGAUUGAUGAGUCUGGCUGCUGGGAAGGGAAGAUCAUUGCGCACCGGUUCGGCCUUCUUCAGAAACUCAAACUCCGCACGAUCGACGACUGCAGUGUUGGGGGUCUUAACUGCACUGUUGGUCUUCCGGAGAAGAUGCGAGUCCAUUCUAUAGAUAUUCUUGCAUCUAUGUUGCGGCGCGCUCUGGAGCUUUGCGGCGGCAAGGCCACUUGUGGCUGGCUAGGCCGCACAUACGAUCUUCAGGCGGCCUAUCGCCAGUUCGGCAUAAGCUCUGUUGCUCGGGAACUCUUGAGGAUUGUCGUCAACAAGCCUGGGGCGGAACAGCCCAUCCUCCUUGGUGCCAACAGUCUUCCGUUCGGUGCAGUGGGUUCAGUUGCUGGCUUCCUCAGGCUGUCUAUGGCUAUCUGGACUCUCGGCCUGGUGGGACUGGAGCUGUGCUGGUCUGCUUACUACGAUGACUUUCCGACUGUCACCAGUGAGCCGCUUCUUGAGAAUAGGAGCUCGUGCGUAGAUCGCAUGUUCAGGCUCAUCGGGCUUGACUAUGCUACCGAGGGCAAGAAAGCUCCACAGUUUGCGAGCUGUUUCGCGGCACUUGGAGUUCAGGUGGAUCUGCAGCAAGCUCAGUCUGGCUCGAUUGUUAUCGGACACACCGACGCUCGGAAAGAGGAGCUGACCGCUUGCAUCGAUUCCAUUCUCGCUGAUUGCAGCAUGACUUCGAAGGAAGCAGAGAAGCUGAGGGGACGACUCGUCUUCUUUGAAGGAUUCACUUUCGGUAGAGUCGCUCAAGUGGCUGUCAAGCAUGUGGGCCGCCACGCUCAAGGCUCGAGUGGCUCUGUGAAGUUAUCUGCUGAUGUCAAGUGGGCUUUGGGUAUGAUUAAAACUCGAAUCUGUCAUGCCCUGCCAGUGACUAUAUCGGCGAAGGCACUGCAGACCACUUAUGUCUUCACUGACGGCGCUUUCGAGCAAGGUCGAGGCUCUUUUGGAGGGGUUCUAAUCUCUCCUCACGGCAGGUGCGUUUCUUAUUUCGCGGGAGAAGUGAGUCGUGAGGCGAUGCAUCAUUUGCUCGCGUCGUCCACUCAUCCCAUCUAUGAGCUUGAGCUGCUGCCAGUGCUUAUCGCCAUGCAGGUUUGGGGGAGACUCUCCUCUCACCAGCAAACAGUUUACUAUCUUGACAACGAGCCUGCACGAAUCGGGAUGAUUAAGGGGGCGGGUGGCACUGCCAUCGCGGACCUUAUCAUUUCCAAAGCUAGUGCACUUGAAUGUGAGCUAGGCCAACACGCUUGGUACGCUCGUGUUCCUUCGCAUUCCAACAUCGCUGAUGAUCCAAGUCGCUUUUACUUUGAACGACUUCACAAGCUCGGUGCUGCGAGAGUUCUGCUUGACGAAAGCUGGGUCGCGAGCCUCGUUUUGGAAGCGGGGUGA
This is a messenger RNA of Symbiodinium sp. CCMP2592, 3954 nucleotides long. The record is from the annotation of a GenBank genome assembly. Lineage: Eukaryota; Dinophyceae; Suessiales; Symbiodiniaceae.